AUGAAGAAAAAUAAUAAUUUAGGAAAAAUAAUUCCUUAUAUUGAUAAUGGAAAGAAGCGUAAUGUCAUACACAACAAUAAUGGUUUGACAUUAAGAAAAUGUUAUAGGAAAAAUGAAAUAAAAAUUUUACUUUUAAUUCUUAAGAAUCCAAAUAAAAGGGUAUACGGCUUGGAGCAUGAAAAUGCUUGGGAGGUUAAUCGAAGAAAAUCAGAAUCAUCGGGUUCAGUAUUUCCGUCAGGACUGAGAGUACGAGACGUUUAUCAUAAAAGAGAAGAUGUAAGAGAAAUUGAUCAAAAUGAGAUAGUUAAAACAGAAAUGACUGAGUAUCUUACAGGAAUAGAUAAUUUGAAUAAAAAAGAUAUGUAUAAUUAUAUUAAGUCCAAUUGUGAAGAAUCAAGUUGUAGUGAUAUGAAGUUACUUUUUAAGAAGUUUUCAAAAUUCCGUAAAGGCAUUGUUGUUUUAGACGUUUUUGUUUUUCUUGUACUUCUAUAUGUUUUAUUAUCGGGAGCAUUAAUACCAGUUAAUCAUUUUUUGAAAUUUUUUGUUCUUAAGGAGUUAUAUUAUGGUAUUCCGUACUUAAUUGUACCCGUUUUUAUAAUUCUUUUUUUUAUAAAAUAUAAGAUAAUAUCCAAAAUUAAAGGAGACGUUGAAAGCAAUAAAUUAUAUUAUCCUUAUUGA
Molecule: messenger RNA, 678 nt
Organism: Plasmodium malariae
Lineage: Eukaryota; Apicomplexa; Aconoidasida; Haemosporida; Plasmodiidae
Exons: 2
Coding region: 1-678 (225 amino acids)
Source: RefSeq, a predicted model, not a curated record